AUGCAAUUGACAGCAUUGAGAAAUUUUGAACCCGUUGAAGAGAUUGGUGGAGCUAUUGAAGUUGAUUGCACUGAUGGGAAAGUUCCAGAGGACUUUCCAGAGGGUGUUUACAUAAGAAUUGGCCCGAAUCCUCGAUUUGGAGGUCCAAAGUCGGCAGUUUCAAUUUUUGGGAGAACCAACCACAUUUGGGUAGAAGGAGAAGGAAUGCUUCAUGCUCUAUAUUUCAAAAAGAAUGCCACUGGAGAUUGGACCUUGGCCUACAACAACAGGCAGGUUGUAUCUGAAACAGUGAAGUCAGAAAAAGAAAGAAACAAACUUGCUUUUAUUCCUGCGGUAGAUGGAGAUGCACUCGGGAUCUUAGCAGCUUAUUUUUUCAAUCUGGUAAUGCUAUCAUUUCCAUUAGAUUUGGCUUAG
Molecule: messenger RNA, 414 nt
Organism: Ilex paraguariensis (yerba mate)
Lineage: Eukaryota; Viridiplantae; Streptophyta; Magnoliopsida; Aquifoliales; Aquifoliaceae
Source: the annotation of a GenBank genome assembly